UUCAUUUUUUGUCACUGAAAGUAUACAUGCAUGUUAAUAUUUUAACUUAGUCUAUUUUACUGUAUUCAGUCAUAGAAAGACUUUAGGAUAUACUGAGAUUCCUAAAGUCUAUCUUUGGGUCAUGCAAUGCUGAUUAAGUGGGAAUCAGAGGACACCUGCAAUGUCUCCAGUACAAGAAAAUUCGCGGUGGCCCCGAGUAUCAAAGUUCACUCUGUCAGCAAGUGCUGCAACUGUUGCAGAAUUAGUCACAUUUCCUCUGGACCUUACCAAAACCAGACUUCAGAUACAGGGUGAAGGCGGUUCCCAACAGCAUGGUGGAAAUGUACAGCCUCCAAAAUACAGGGGCAUGCUGAGCACAGCUCUGGGUAUAGUGCGAGAAGAGGGGCCCUUGAAAUUGUGGCAAGGGGUCACACCAGCUAUCUACAGACAUAUAGUGUAUUCAGGCGGCAGGAUGUUAGCUUAUGAACAGCUCAGGGAAUCUGUCUUGGGAAGAUCUGAAGAUGGCGUUUUUCCAGUUUGGAAAGCAGUGAUCGGCAGUAUGAUAUCAGGUGCCUUGGGCCAGUUCAUCGCUAGUCCAACAGAUCUAGUGAAGGUUCAGAUGCAAAUGGAGGGCAGGCGCCGUCUAGAAGGGAAGCCGCCAAGAGUACAUGGGGUUUACCACGCAUUUACGAAGAUCGUAGCAGAGGGAGGAAUACGAGGCCUUUGGGCUGGAUGGGUUCCCAACGUUCAGAGAGCUGCACUGGUCAAUUUAGGAGAUCUCAUGACAUACGAUACCGUAAAGCAUUUUCUACUGAGAAACACCUCCAUACCAGACAACAGCAUUUGUCAUGGAUUGGCCAGCAUAUGCUCAGGAUUGGUUGCAGCUAUUAUGGGAACACCAGCUGAUGUGGUGAAAACUAGAGUAAUGAACCAGCCACGGGAUUCAAAUGGGAGGGGUCUUCUCUACAAGUCUUCUACUGACUGUCUGGUUCAGUCGGUGAGAAAAGAAGGAUUUUUUUCCCUCUAUAAAGGAUUUCUACCAACUUGGUUUAGAAUGGCUCCCUGGUCUUUGACUUUCUGGCUUACAUUUGAGCAAAUGAGACGAGCAAUGGGCAUCAGCUCAUUUUGAAGAUUUUAAGAGUUGGACCUAGAAUAUUACUUUGUCCCUAUAGUUUUUUGAGCUGAACAUUCCGGUCCUCAUUUUUUUUAGGUAUGAAUUUAGUUGUAUGCAGGUACACACUGCAGGUUAAGUUGUUUGAUCAUUGUAUGUCUUGGAAAAAAUAAAAUGGC
Molecule: messenger RNA, 1269 nt
Organism: Sinocyclocheilus rhinocerous
Lineage: Eukaryota; Metazoa; Chordata; Actinopteri; Cypriniformes; Cyprinidae
Product: mitochondrial uncoupling protein 4-like
Exons: 10
Coding region: 161-1108 (315 amino acids)
Source: RefSeq, a predicted model, not a curated record